AUGACGAUUCUCGCGCUCAAGGAAGACCGGCCGACGCCAAAGGCCGUGUACAACUGGCGCGUCUACGUCUGCGCCGCGACGGCCUCGUUUGCGUCGUGCACCAUUGGCUACGACUCGGCCUUUAUCGGCACCACGCUCGCGCUGCCGUCCUUUGCGGCCGAGUUUCGCUUUGCCGAGUACUCGCCGCCGCGCCUGGCGCUGCUCAAGCAAAACAUUGUGUCCGUCUACCAGGCCGGCGCCUUUUUUGGCAGCCUGCUCGCCUACUACGCCGGCUACUCGCUCGGCCGCCGCAAGACGCUGUUUCUCUUUACCCUCGUCUUUUUGCUUGGCGCGGGCUUGAUGCUCGGCGCUAACGGCGCGCGUGGCCUGGGUCUUAUCCUUGCGGGCCGCGUGCUGGCGGGCGUGGGCGUGGGCGGGUGCUCCAACAUGACGCCUAUUUACAUUUCGGAGCUGGCGCCGCCGGCGGUGCGCGGCCGGCUGGUUGGCAUCUAUGAGCUCGGCUGGCAGAUUGGCGGCCUGGUCGGCUUCUGGAUCAAUUACGGCGUCAACAGGACGCUGGCGCCGAGCCACUCGCAGUGGCUGAUUCCCUUUGCGGUCCAGCUGAUUCCUGCUGGCCUGCUCCUCAUUGGGACUGUCUUCAUCCCAGAGUCGCCGCGGUGGCUGUUUUCCAAGGGCCGUCGCGCGGAAGCGAUAUCGGGCCUGUGCUGGAUGAGGAAUUUGGAGCCAACUGACAGGUAUAUUCGGGAAGAAAUUGCCUUUAUGGACCAAGAGCUUGAGCGCUUCAAUACCGAGGUUGGUCAGGGCUUCUGGCGGCCAUUUAGGGCCCUGAAGGAGAGGAGAAUUCAGUGGAGGUUUGCCAUUAGCACAAUUCUGUUCAUGUUUCAAAACGCCUCUGGCAUCAACGCAAUCAACUAUUACAGCCCUACCGUCUUCAAGACGUUGGGCAUCACGGGGGCCAACACCGGCUUCCUCACCACCGGCAUCUUUGGCGUAGUCAAGACGGUACUCACCAUCAUCUGGCUCCUGUUCCUCAUUGACCACCUCGGCCGCCGCACCCUCCUCAUGGUAGGCAGCAUCGGCGGCUCCCUCUGCAUGUGGUUCAUCGGCGGCUACAUCAAAAUCUCCGGCACCACCACCACCGCCACUUCAGCGUCCAACGGCGGCAGCCUGUCCUCGGGGGGCAUCGCCGCCAUCUUUUCCUUUUACCUCUGGACUGCCUUUUACACGCCGUCAUGGAACGGCACGCCGUGGGUGCUCUCCUCGGAAAUGUUUGACCAAAACACGCGCUCCUUGGGCCAGGCCAACGCCUCGGCCAACAACUGGCUGUGGAAUUUCCUGAUUGCGCGCUUCACCGAGCAAAUGUUUGACGCUCUGGGCUACGGCGUCUACUUUUUCUUCGCUUCGCUCAUGAUGGUUUCCUGCGUGUUUGUCUUUUUCUGCGUGCCCGAGACCAAGUCGAUCCCGCUCGAGGCCAUGGACCGGCUGUUUCGCGAACAGCCCGUUUGGCGCGCGCAUGGCAGGGUCAUGGCCGACCUUGAGCAGCACGGCGCGGAGCUCGAGAACCAAGCUGAUGGUGUCGGGCCCGAAAAGGCUCAUAGCGAGGAGCUUGAGUAG
Messenger RNA from Beauveria bassiana ARSEF 2860, 1614 nucleotides. Its product is annotated as quinate transporter. Gene Ontology annotation, molecular function: carbohydrate:proton symporter activity. Lineage: Eukaryota; Fungi; Ascomycota; Sordariomycetes; Hypocreales; Cordycipitaceae. The transcript has 2 exons. Gene Ontology annotation, biological process: transmembrane transport; carbohydrate transport. Gene Ontology annotation, cellular component: membrane. Bases 1 to 1614 code for a protein of 537 amino acids. The record is from RefSeq and is a predicted model, not a curated record.